Molecule: messenger RNA, 417 nt
Organism: Auanema sp. JU1783
Lineage: Eukaryota; Metazoa; Nematoda; Chromadorea; Rhabditida; Rhabditidae
Source: the annotation of a GenBank genome assembly
AUGGCUGAUCAAGAGGCUUUGUCACAUUCCAGCACAUCGCCAUCUUCCGCCGCGUCCUCUACUGACCUAGAAAACAUCCAAGGCCCGCUAACCGUAGCUGAGUUUAUCCAGGAAAUUGAAGCUGUAACCGGGUCCAUUGUCGUAACUUUAUCAACUGGUCGCAAGAAUUUGUAUGUUUAUUCUCGUCAUGCGCAACGACCUUUGGUGAAUGUCGAUCAGCUUUUAAGUGCUGGCGUUGCUCAGCGUGAGGCCAACUCCUUAGAAGAAGCUCAGGCGAGGACAGCCGCGAAUGCCGCGGUUGGACGCCGUCGAAUUAGUCCAAAAAAGGCAGAGCGCCACAAUUCCACGAUUUAUUUCACCGCCUUAUGUGAGGACAAUCAGGAGUAUACAAUAUCCGUAAGUUUUCGAAUCUCUUAA